Oryzias melastigma (Indian medaka) is the source of this 4148-nucleotide messenger RNA. It is a transcript of the gene gab1, whose product is annotated as GRB2-associated binding protein 1. The transcript has 14 exons. Lineage: Eukaryota; Metazoa; Chordata; Actinopteri; Beloniformes; Adrianichthyidae. The coding region runs from base 447 to 2735 and encodes 762 amino acids. The record is from RefSeq and is a predicted model, not a curated record.
CACAAUUAAGGAGCCAUGGGAGUAAAAUGGUAGGAAAGCCAGACGAAACCACAGUGUUUACGCUGAAGAAUUGCGCACCGUUGCGUUGUGGGACGUUUUCACCCAACACUGGCAUUUGGGAAUCGCUCCACUUUUGAUUGGAACUAGGAUGGGACGACACAUUUAACAACAACAAAGAAAUAGGGAAAAAACAAAAACAACUUCGCGACUUGAGGCUGUUUAUCCCGCACACCUUAAAUGCGCACUUGUGUACUUAGCAAUGGAGUGAAAUGGUCAAUGCAGAGAGGAAUACUUUUACUACAAGCGAAGGAGAUACGUAACUAGUAGAAAUCUGUUCUGCUCAUUUCUGAGCACCACCUUAUCGAAGGAAGACGCUGCCCAAGCAGUCGAAGCUAAGCGGCCGCCGCCGUUCGGACUUCAGGAACAACAAGUAAAAAGGAGCCGAGAUGAGUGGGGGAGAGGUGGUGUGCGAAGGGUGGCUGAGAAAGUCUCCUCCUGAAAAAAAGUUGAGACGUUACGCAUGGAAGAAGCGAUGGUUUGUUCUUCGCAGUGGCCGUCUAACAGGCGACCCAGACGUCUUGGAGUACUACAAGAAUGACCACACCAAGAAGCCCAUCCGUGUAAUAGAUCUCAACUUGUGUGAGCAGGUUGAUGCUGGGCUGACGUUUAGCAAGAAGGAUUUGGAGCACAGCUUCAUCUUCGACAUCAAGACCAUCGACCGCGUCUUCUACCUGGUGGCUGACACUGAAGAAGAAAUGAACAAGUGGGUUCGCCACAUCUGUGACAUCUGUGGUUUUAACCCCACCGAUGAUGACGCAACAAAAGCUGCUCACCAGUCCAUUACUGGGGGGCUUGUGGUUGACACGCCUCCCCAUGCAGCUCUGGGUAACGUUGGUCCAGGAGCAUCAGUUCUGUCAGGUGUGCCACCUCCAUACCAGCCCGUGAGCGUGCAGCACCUGAACUCCCAGUCCAGUUCAGACGAACCUCAGGACUACCUGUGGCUCGCCAACUGUGAGAGUAAAAAACCUGAACCCAACAGAUCUCAUGCCGAGUGCUCCAAGUCUACCUCUUCAGAGACGGACCUGAACGACAACCUUCCCUCUCAUCGCACUCCCACAUCCGCCACUUUCUCAGCGAAGCACAUUUCACACAACGGCUUCUUCCCACAACACCCAGCUCCAGCUUCUGCCCCUUCCUUCUACGACUCGCCGCCGUCGCGCGGUGCCUCUCUCUCAACUGACGGCGGCCUCUACAGCCUCCCGCGCAGUUACUCCCAGGACACUGUUCUUCUCCCCAUAUCUGCCUCCUCUCCUCCAGCGCACACAGACGGCGGGGACGCCUCCGAGCUUUACGUCUUCAACACGCCUUCGAGAAAACCCUCAAUAGAGACACACAUGCGCAAUAUUUCCAUCAGCUACGACGUCCCGCCCACACCUGGUGCAAACUGUCCCUACCAGGGCCCCCGCUCAAUGUCGCUGUCAGCCGGAGGUUCAGAGGGCGAUGUAGUGCCUCCCCCUAGACCACCCAAGCCUUCGCUCAGCUCCUCAUCAGGGCUUCCACCUCCACCCGCCGAGCGCUCUCCUACGGACACCUUUUGUAUGCCUCGUCCAGCCUCGGAGACGGAUGGGAACUACAGUGUGCCACCUAGUGCCGGGAGUAAAGCUUUACGAAGCCAUACUAUUGGAGCUGAGGACUGUUCACGCCUUCGCAAAGAUUUUGGAUCCCAGGACUUCUAUGACAUUCCUAGACCAUUUCCCACAGAUAAAAGCUAUUCAUUUGACUUCAACGAAAACCUCAAAUGCUAUUUUAAAAACAAAGGAAUGAUGCCAUUGGGGAGCCAUUCUACUGAAGAAGUUGACCAGAACUACGUCCCGAUGAGCGCCAAUUCCCCGUCGCACCAUCACUCCGGCAGUUUGCCCGAGACGGCAAAUGAAACAAACUAUGUACCAAUGACCCCAAGCACUGUGGAGUUUCCUUCUUUGGGUAAACAAGUCCCCCCACCCGCCCACAUGGGUUUCCGCUUAAGUCCAAAGACCCCUCCCCGCAGGCCAGUGCUCACCGAGUGCCAGCCCCCACCCGUGGACCGUAACCUAAAGCCGGAUCGUAAAGGAAGUCCUAAAAUAAAAGCAAAAGGUGUCUGUUUAGAGCGAACCGACUCUCAGACCAUAGGUGAAUUCCCAGGGGGACGACGGAAGGUGAAACCUGCUCCACUGGAGAUCAAACCAUCAACAGAUUGGGAGGACUCCUGCACGCCUGUCCGCUCGCCCGUCACACGCUCAUUCACUCGAGACCAAAAUGCAGGUGAGACUUUACAUCCAGUGAACAGUUUCUCUAGGUUUCCAGUGCCGAGACCCAUAUCAGUGCAGAGUACGGCCUCCAGCACUGACUCCGAGGAAAAUGCUGAUCUAAUUAUAGGCAUGGACUCUAAUAUACCCACAGAUGAACCAAUCAUGAAGCUUUCCACGCCCAUGCCUACAGACGGUGGGAGUAGCCCUAUGUUGAAGACAAAGGGAGAUAAACAGGUGGAGUACUUAGAUUUGGAUCUGGAGUCCAGCAUGCCUACCCCACCUAGAAAGAUGAAGAGCAUGGGACCUGGCAUCACAUCGUCGGACGAGCGCGUGGAUUACGUGGUCGUUGACCAGCAGCGCACACAAGCCCUGAAGAGCACCAGAGAGGCGUGGAGCGAAGACCGCCAGUGCUCAGAGACGGACACGCUCUCCAAAGCGCCCAAAUGAACACGACAAACUCGCCUCGGAUCCUCUAGAAACGACAGGCCUUCGACACUGUUUGUACUUCGGAGUGGUCACGGUCCACCCAGACCAGACUGUUAGUGGAGGAGAUCGCUCUAGCCACAUAUCUGACUUCAGUUUACACCGCUGUCAUGUCCAAGACAGCACUUUGUGUAUUUUUGUAGAAAGGGGUGUGGGCCAGGAAUAAGCUUUAAGAAGGUGGAAUAUUGGGGGAGGGAGGGGGCUGUCGCUCUUAACUUUGAACAUUCACUGCCUCCUAUAUGAAAUAGGGGCUUCUUUUGUUGUUUGCGGGCUGAUACAGAUCUAACAUUUCCUUAAAUUGUAAUGUUGAAUGUUUUGGAGUGUCAAAAAAACAAAUUGGUCACAUAAUUGCGUUGCUUUUGUCGAUGCAACUCUGCUGUUUUAAAUGGAUGCAGAGGACGCAGUUCAAAGGUCACCAGUGAAGCUUGACCUUAACUGACCCGCCCAAGGCAACUCUCCAAGUCAUGUAUGACACAAUUUCACACAGGCUUUUUUUAUUUUUCCUUCAGUACAAUGUAGUUGUUCAGUUGAAACUGCAAAACUUAAAUAUUAGAAAACCUGGAGGAUUAUUCCACUGAAUUUAUUAUUUUUUCCAUUUAUUUUGUGAGUGGAAAUGCUUUGGUCUGUCUUCAUGGAAGUGCAAAGACUGUACAAAAAGUGUUAUGUAUAUAAACAGAAAAGUGUCCUUUAUUUGUAUGAAAUAGCCAUCCUUUUUUUUUUGUUUUUGGAUUGGAGGAUUCUGCAGGGUAGAAUCCAGUACCCGUCUUGGAUGGUUUCAGGACUUGUGACUUAAUGAAUGAAUUACUGUGAGUUUUAAGAGCAUGACAGGUUUGCUAUAAGUUAAGCAAAGAACUUAAACUGAGGUUACAGAGAGAAAUUCCGGUACUUUAUAGAAAAACGCUUAUAAUAAUAACGCUGACUUUCUAAUUUAUUUCACUGAAGUAAUUUCACAGAGUUUUAGCUCAGUCUUUUAAAUUCAAAUGUUUUCAACAGAGCCUUUUUUAAGGUAAUUUGUCCUUACUUUAUCUCGACUCCUAUUAAGUUUAAUUGAAACUGAAUUGGUGUUGGUUAAAUGUUUGGUCAACUUAAAAAAAAAAAAAAAAAAAAGGCUUCAACUAUUUUAACAGUCUGUCUCCCUCCGUCAUCCUGUGCUUUGCUAACCUGUCAUCUCUUCAUCCCAAGCAUGUGCGACCACCAGAAGAAUCAUUGCUGUACAUAGUUUGCUAUCUAGUGCAUCAACAUAAAUGAAAAUGAUGUCCCUGUCCAGUCAGCUGUCUUGGAGUUUCCUGAACAAACGGACUGCAGAGCUGAUCAUGUUUUUCUAUGAAUCUCAACAAGUGUAAAUUGGUAGACUAAUAAAAAUCCAGCUUCUUAUGA